GGUGCUACAACUACAAACAUCCGAAUAAAAUCGAAAGAGACCAACACAAGCUGAAUCACUAGACGCUUCCACACCCCAGACCGCGAUCGAGCCGAGCGAUCUAACAAGCGCAUGGAGUCCUCGCUCUGCACAGAAUCGCGGGGCACGUUGACCGGAGCACAUGCCGCUCCGGGUGCCGGCAUGCGGCGCCACCGGCCCCCGGCCCGUGCCAGCGCGUUGGGACGAUGGAGGCCUCGCGCGCUGCGCGCCCACGCGAGCGCGACGGAGCCGGAGCCCCUGGCACCGGCGAAGGGAGGGCAGCCGGCGGUGCCCUGGACCGCGCUGAGGGUGGGCGCGGGCGCGGGCGUCGCGCUCGCUCUGGCCCUGGGCGGCGCCUCGUGGUCAGCGCGCGGCGGUGGCGCCGGCGCCGUCCUCGUGCAGCCGGCCAUGGUGUAUACGCUCAACGCCGUCACGGACGGAACGGAGCGGGGCGGCACCCCGGCAGCGGCGGUGAGGACGAGCGUGGGCGCGCUCUCGGACUCGCUGUUCCGGCGCGAGGACGCGCCCAGAGAAAACGCCACGCUCAUGGACCUCGUCUUCGAGCAAGUCACCAAGGAGCACAUCGGCGACAGGGGGAAGCUGACGAGCCUGCUGCAGAAGGAGUGGGCGGCGUCGCGCGACCCGGAGAGAAAGCUCGACCUCGGCUUGCUGCUCACCGACGUGCUCAUCAAUCAGAGAGAAUGGCAGAGGGCAAAAGAAGUCUGCCAGCAGCUGACCGGCCGCUACCAACGUGACUCGAGGCCAUAUUUACAUUUGGCUGUGGUUAACAUGAUGAUGGCGGUGGAGACCAUGCUAUCUCCGGACACGGCCACCGCCGACGACAUCGAGAAGAUGUCCAAGAACGCCAUGGACGCCUGGAAAGAAUUCAAGAACAAGUACGAGCUGGCCAAGGGAACAACAGAGUCCAGCACCUGACCACCUGAUGCAGUACUGACCAAUUCUUGUGAAGAAUCUUUGUGUCUUUGCUUGCCUGAAGCCUCAAGGCAAUGUUUGUGUUGAGUGCUGACCACUCUUGUGACGCAUCUUUGUGCCUUGCCUGCGUAGUUGCGUGUGUAGUUUAUUCAGUGUCUGGGAGUUCAUGUACUCAUGAAGCCUUAUCUCUUUUGUGUGCUUGUGGCUACCAAAUUUCCCCUCUGUCAUAUUGACGAAGAGUGCAGUCUUCAGACCCUACGAGAAGUAUGGAAGCCACAUAUGCAUAUAUAGUUCACACACUAGUCUGAUAGUUUGUGUAGUACUUUGUGUUACCAAAAGUUUACCUGCUGUA
Molecule: messenger RNA, 1303 nt
Organism: Triticum aestivum (bread wheat)
Lineage: Eukaryota; Viridiplantae; Streptophyta; Magnoliopsida; Poales; Poaceae
Exons: 4
Coding region: 112-954 (280 amino acids)
Source: RefSeq, a predicted model, not a curated record